Molecule: messenger RNA, 1224 nt
Organism: Lachancea nothofagi CBS 11611
Lineage: Eukaryota; Fungi; Ascomycota; Saccharomycetes; Saccharomycetales; Saccharomycetaceae
Source: the annotation of a GenBank genome assembly
AUGAAUACUGUAAGGCUAUACAGUUCUCAGCGGUCUUUUCCGCGAAGAUUGGCCGCUAGGUUAAUGAGUCCUCCUAAGGGAACCCCACAGGCCUCUGGAUGGAAGCUUUGGCUUACCUAUGCCCAAAGUAAUGCGAGGAAUAGAAUAGCGAGUUUGCAGGAGAAAAUAAUGCAAGACGUUCAAACCGAGGGUUCCAAAGAACAAACAUUAGUUAUGGGCGAAAUAAAUCAACUGCACUUUAGAAACGCGAAGGCUACGAUCAAAACUCCCACUUUGUUACUACAUGGUUAUGCAGCUUCAUCCAUGGCAUUUCAUAGAAACUUUGAGGGACUGUCCAAAUCAAUAAAAGACUUGUAUGCUAUCGACCUGCCGGCGAACGGUCUUUCUCCGACGCAACCCCUCAACAUUAAGUGCUCCGAACCACUUCCUCUGAAGGUACAAAUAACAAAGACAACUUUCAGGCUUCCGUACACUCUCGAGCACCUUCAUCACAAAAGCUUAAUUCAAAAUUAUGAGGAUUAUUAUUUGGACGCGUUGGAACAAUGGCGCUACGAUAACAAAUUAGGACCUGUGAACAUUGUGGCUCACUCAUUUGGAGGGUACUUAUCUUUCAAAUACGCUAUAAAGUAUCCCCACGCUGUAAAGAAAUUAUGUCUAGUCUCACCUUUAGGAGUUGAACGGAAUAUAUUCUCCAUAAACAACCAGUGGAGAAGCAAUCAUAACUACAAGCUAAAUUUUGAAGACCCGGCUUCAAAGUUUUACCUUCCGCAAAGACCGGCGAUUCCUAAAGCCAUUUUCGAGUCGCAAACAAAGUUUCUAAGAAAUUUGGGACCCUUCGGUGCAAAACUGUGCUGGAACUACAUUAUUUCCGCAUAUUCCAGGGUUCCAAGCCUCGAGUACAAGAAAUACAUCUUUGCAAUGUUUUACGGCAAGGAUGGCAUGAGCCAGACUUCGAAGGAUGUAUUUACGGGCCUUUUUACCAACAGACUCCUCGCACGCGACCCAUUGCUAGACUGUCUUUCACAUCUGAAGACAGAUAAGUUACUCUUACUUUAUGGAGAUCACGACUGGAUGAAUCGCAGAGCAGGGCUGGCGUUAGCUAAGGAAGCCGAAGAGAUAGGGAUCACUGCCGAUUACAGUGAAGUAUCAUCUUCUGGCCACAAUUUGUUUCUAGACAAUCCAGAGGAGUUCAAUCAACAAGUAGUUCAGUUUCUCAGCAAGUAA